Aspergillus calidoustus is the source of this 855-nucleotide messenger RNA. The record is from the annotation of a GenBank genome assembly. Lineage: Eukaryota; Fungi; Ascomycota; Eurotiomycetes; Eurotiales; Aspergillaceae.
AUGCUCCUCCCCUCACUCAAGCCCCUCUCCAUCGGCCUAGGCCUCACCAUCCCCCUCCUCGCCCAAGCCCUCGACAUAAAUGACUUCUCCUGCCGCAGCACCAACCACACAAACCCAAUCGUGUUCCUACACGGCCUAGGCGCUACAUACUACGAAGACCUCAACUUCCUGCAAGCCUGGCUCCAGAACCAAGGCUACUGCACCUACGCCGAGACCUACGGCGACUACCCGGGGUUCCCCUUCGUCGGCGGCCUGAAACCCAUCUCCGAAUCCGCCGGUGAAAUUGCCGCGUACAUCCGGCGCGUGGUCGCAGAGACCGGCGCCGACAAAGUCGAUCUCGUCGGCCACUCCGAGGGCGCAAUGCAAGCGCUGUACGUGCCGAAAUUCGAGGACGGGAUCUCGGAGCUCGUCGAGCGCAUCGUUGCUAUUGCGCCGCCGACGCGGGGGACGACCUUUAUCGGGCUGUAUAACCUGGCGUAUAUACUGGGCGAUGUUUCGCGGGAGCUGGUCGGGCAGGUCCUUAGGCUUUUUGGGUGUGCUGCUUGUGAUGAUUUGGGACCAGGCGGGGAUGCCGUGGAGAGGUUGAAUGAUGGGGAGGCGAUUGUGCAGCCCGGGAAUCGGUUGACGGUUAUUGCGUCGCGAUUUGAUGAGAUGGUCACCCCGACUUCGACUUCGUUUGUGCAUGAGGACGGAGUCCAGAAUCUGUGGGUGCAGGAUUUCUGUCCGAAGGAUCUGGUUGGGCAUAUUGGGGAGGCGUAUGAUCCGAAUGUGUGGAACAUUGUGAAGAACGCCUUGGAUGAUCAGCAUAGGAGGAAGUUUCCUUGUGUGAUUGGAACCGCGGGGAAGUAUAACUAG